Molecule: messenger RNA, 1274 nt
Organism: Schistocerca americana (American grasshopper)
Lineage: Eukaryota; Metazoa; Arthropoda; Insecta; Orthoptera; Acrididae
Gene: Surf1
Product: surfeit locus protein 1
Exons: 7
Coding region: 256-1167 (303 amino acids)
Biological process (GO): mitochondrial respiratory chain complex IV assembly
Cellular component (GO): membrane; mitochondrion
Source: RefSeq, a predicted model, not a curated record
GUUGCUCGAUGAGAGCGAGAGUGUAACGAUCGAAAUGCUUUUAUCGAUUGAUCGAUUUCAAUUAGUUGGACAGAUGUUUAUGGCAAUGUUUGGACUGUGCUUUGCGUACACAAAGUAGAAUUGAAGGUUUUCUGUGUCGGCUAUGGUUUCUUGCAAACCAAUCAAAAGCUCUAUCACGUAAGGUUCCAAUGAAAGAGAGAAUUGGCCCAAAUUGUGGCUAUUACAAUUUCUCAUGAAAAACUGAAGAAAAUAAACAUGUGGCGGUGCACAUCAACUGCGAAACUUAAAUCGUUUGUCACCGGAGUUCGACCACCGGGAAAGAUGUUUCAGCAGAAAAGGGAAAACUUCCCACCUGUGAUGUUCCUUCAACAAACUCGACAUAAUGUUUCAACAGUUGAAACACGAUUUCGUAAAGCACAGGAUGGCAAUAAGAAAUUGAAACCGUUUGCAUGGUUUUUGUUGCUCGUGCCGAUAACAACAUUUGCACUUGGAACAUGGCAAGUGAAACGUCGGAAGUGGAAGUUGGAUCUUAUUGCAGAUCUUGAGAGUAGAACAAAGCAGGCCCCACAUGAUCUUCCUGAAGACCUUUCUGAGCUGGAGAAGAUGGAAUAUUAUCCUGUGCGAGUGAAGGGCAGGUUCGAUCACUCACGUGAGCUGUAUUUGGGGCCUCGAUCACUUAUUGUGGAUGGAGAUGCAGCAAAUCAAGGUAGUCUUAUGUCACAAAAUACCAAAGGACAGUCUGGAGGAUACUGUGUGGUGACACCUUUCAUACUAAGUGACAGAAAUUCCACGAUUCUAGUGAACCGUGGAUGGGUUCCCAGUAAACAGAAAAAUCCAGGAACCAGAGAAGCUGGUCAGAUAGAAGGAGACCUGGAGCUUACUGGACUUGUCAGGCUAAGUGAAAAAAGAGCUCCUUUCAUGCCUGCCAAUAAACCAGAUGCAUGGUUCUACAGAGAUGUGGAGACAAUGGCAGAAGUACUUCAAACAGAUCCAAUAUUCAUUGAUGCCUCUGCAGAAAGCAGUGUUCCUGGUGGCCCACAAGGAGGACAGACAAGGGUCACAUUAAGAAAUGAGCAUCUUUCCUACAUACUAACUUGGUAUGGCCUUAGUGCAGCAACUACUAUCAUAUGGUUUCGAACAUUCAUUCAUAAGAUGAGAAAAUAUUAAUUUGCCACUAACAACCACGUGUUUAUGCCUACAUGUGACAUGUUCUGCUGUAAUAAUAGUGCCUUCAGUUGUAGAUAUGCUUAAUAAAAAUGAACAAACAGCAUUUA